Molecule: messenger RNA, 1634 nt
Organism: Aplysia californica (California sea hare)
Lineage: Eukaryota; Metazoa; Mollusca; Gastropoda; Aplysiida; Aplysiidae
Product: tissue factor pathway inhibitor
Molecular function (GO): serine-type endopeptidase inhibitor activity
Source: RefSeq, a predicted model, not a curated record
UGAGACAAGAGCUCAGUUCCAGACUUAACUGCUAGCGAUCACGUGACUAGUGACCUUGACCCCGCCCCACCAUGAGAGAUCUGCCGGUCCUGUUUUGUCUCCUGACAACUGUCCUCGCGUUUGGACUAGUAGAGGCGAACACACCCGAUUACUGUAGACUUGCAGCAGACCCUGGACCUUGCGAGGCCGCUACGACCAGAUACUACUACAACGAUAAAGAAAAGUCAUGCCAGCAAUUUCUCUAUGGAGGGUGUGACGGUAAUGAGAACAACUUCUCUACAGAGUCAGAGUGUCAAGCAGCAUGCGUGUGUACUCAAGGAUCAAGAAAAAUUCGUCGCCUUGGGUGUACAAAACAAGUUUAUUUCCACAAUGUUUACAGCGGCCAUUGCAGACUAUACGGCCAGCGAAAAGGCGGAAAAAACCAUAACGGCUGUAAUGCAAAAGCUAAUCGUUUCGCAAGCGCCGAGGAGUGCAAUUCGGUAUGUGCGACGUCACACUGCUAUCUGAGCCCGAAAAGAGGACCAUGCAAAGCCCGUAACGAACGUUUCUUUUACAACGCACUCAGCGGCAAGUGCCAGAGCUUCAUCUACGGAGGGUGUAAGGGCAAUCGGAACAAGUUCGGGUCAGAGGAGGAAUGUAAUCGAGAAUGCACCAUACCCAUUCAGGGAGGAGAAGACCCGAUUAAUGUCCACCCGAGAUGUCUUCUCCCAAAAUAUGGCGGUUUAUCUGAAUGCGAUAUUAACAGUAUCAGUUAUUAUUACAAUUCCGAGUCCGGUGAAUGCGAAUCUUUCACCUUCAGUGGCUGCAUGGGAAACUCAAACAAUUUUAUGACGAAAGAGUCAUGUACCAAGAGUUGCAUUCUCAAUGAGAUAGGAGAACACCCGUUUAAUGGCCACCCGGACUGUCUUCUACCCAAGUGGAGCGGUCCAUGCAAGGCUCAUAACCCUAGAUUUUAUUACAAUUCCGAAUCAGGUGAAUGCGAGUCUUUCAUUUACAGUGGUUGCCAGGGUAACGAAAACAAUUUCGUGACAAAGGAGUCAUGUAUUAAUAGAUGCAUUCCCUAAAAAAUACGAAGUGAGGCUAAACGAGUGCUACGCGGUUUAUCCCUUCUUUACCAUUAAAAUUAGGGCACGGAAGAGAGCAGAUUUUUAAAAUACCCAUUAGAGGUAUAUUCCGCAAGCUUGACGACCUACUGGCACUUAUGUUCUCUUUUAGAAUCAGUUCUUUUAACUUUAACUUUUACUGAACAUGGAAUGGCACCAUACAGCCAGCAGGGUACCUCGAGGAAAGGAGAGGUAAUGGCCAGGAUAUGUCGAAUCACUAAUUUGACGGACUGAAUUAAACAAUUAACUCGCAUAACGUCAUGAGGAACCAUUGUUUUAAGUCCCCAAGUGUCCCAAGGGAGGAUUUCUUUUUUUUAACUUUUACGGAUCUCUGGAGCGUUAUCAGAUGUCAUAAACAUACUCGUAAUAAGGUCACAUUUCGGAUUGAACAAAAAUUGUAAGCUAAGUUAAUUGUAAUAGGCAGUUGCUGUAUGAGUUUAGUCGUGUUCCUCGAUGAAAGCAUUUGUCUGGAGAAAGUUUGCUCGUUUCUCAUUUUGUUUUAGUUUCGAAUAAACGUUUUAUAUGUAAUCU